AUGGAGCUUCCAGCUUUUGAACAACUGAACCUGCCUGCCAGUCCAUCCGAGAUCGAGGAACAGGUAGAACGUUUCGAACUGGUGUACAGUAUACGCAAAAGUGGCGCACAGAACCAAUUGUCUUACGAGCUCUUCAAGACGCUGCUGCUUCUCAACCACUUGCUGUCCACUGAUUUCCAGGCACAUGAACGGGCAAAAUUCAAUUCUUUGUUUGGUACCGAGAAUGUCACCAGCUGCGAUUUCAUCCUGCAGCUGAACAGGCAUGCCUCCCGGUGGAAUUACGAGGGUCGUUUGGAAGAACAACUGUCUGACUACUUUUUGGCAGGCCUAAACAACUUGACAAUCCAAGGAAAGUUGCUGGAAAAGAUGGAUCUAAUUUAG
This is a messenger RNA of Echinostoma caproni, 381 nucleotides long. The record is from the annotation of a GenBank genome assembly. NCBI's taxonomy places the organism in Eukaryota, Metazoa, Platyhelminthes, Trematoda, Plagiorchiida, Echinostomatidae.